AAAUUCAGCUGUGAGUGUGAACACAACACUUGUGGUGAGAGCUGUGACCGCUGUUGCCCUGGUUACAACCAGAAACCCUGGAUGGCGGGAACCUUCCUCACACGCCACGUCUGUGAAAAGUGUAACUGUCACGGAAAAUCAGAGGAAUGCUAUUACAACCAAACUGUGGCCGAUGCUAAGCUGAGUUUAAAUAUUCAUGGUGAAUAUGUGGGGGGCGGAGUCUGCCUUAGUUGCUCUGAAAACACAGGAGGAAUUAACUGCCAAUCAUGUGUAGAUGAUAAUAAACAGGUGAUGGAUAUGUCUGGAUGGUAUCUGACAGGAGCGGAUGGGGAGGGGCUUGUGUGGGCGGUGACCAGCAGAGAGACGGCCCACCAGCUCAUCGUGAGCCAAUCAGACGCGCAGACUCACCUGACGGCACCGUACUACUGGAGCGCCCCGUCUGCUUACCUGCGCAAGAAACUCUUGGCAUACGGAGGCCGGCUGGUGUAUUCGCUCUCUUAUGACACAGAGAGCAAAGACGACCCUGAUUUACUUAUUGAAGGCGGCGGGCUGAGGAUGAUUGACAGCAGCUCUGGGGUCGCGGUGUAUCCGUUCUCCACAGCUGAGCGCAGGAUAGAUCUCCUGCCUGAAAGCUUUCUGCAUCACGCGUCAGGACUGCCCGUCAGUAAGAGAGACUUCCACAGCGUCCUCAACAACAUUGAGCGUCUGCUGCUCCGGGCCUCCUUCGCUCAGGAACACAGCGCCAUCUACAGGUUGGGCCGUGUGAGCAUGAGUGUGGCUGCUGAAGGCUCUGGCAGUGGCGUUCAGGCCCGCGCUGUGGAGGUGUGCCAGUGUCCUUUCGGAUAUGAUGGCACUUCCUGUGAGACAUGUGCGGUGGGCUUCCGCAGGGUUAAUGGGACGCUGUAUCGUGGCGUGUGUGAACUCUGUCAAUGCCACGGACACACAGAGCACUGCGACGACAUCACUGGACACUGCCUGGGCUGUAGGGAUCACACGGUAGGACCGUACUGUGAUCAUUGUGCUCCUGGAUACUACGGAGACGCCACCAGAGGAACUGCAGAAGACUGUCAGCCAUGUGCUUGUCCUCUUCUGAACCCAUCGAACAAUUUCAGUCCCACAUGUCACGUCGAUGCCAGAGGUGAGGUGAUCUGCGAUCGAUGCCAGCCGGGUUACACGGGUGCACGUUGUGACAGGUGUGCUAAUGGCUAUUUCGGUCGUCCCAACGUUCCUGGGGGUUCCUGUCAGCCGUGUAUGUGUAACGGUAACCUGGAUCUUACAGCAGAGCUCAGCUGCGAUCCGGUGACUGGAGCCUGUCUGCGCUGUCGGGAGGGAUAUGGAGGCCCGGACUGUGAAAGGUGCGCUGACGAAUACUUUGGAGAUGCCCUCAUAGCCAAGAAUUGCCAAGCGUGUCAGUGUCACACUAAUGGAUCGCUCUCAGAGUUGUGCCAUCAGGAGACCGGACAGUGCCAGUGUCGACAACAUGUUGUUGGACGUCAGUGUGACGAGUGCAUGUCUAGCUUACACAUGCAGGGCGCUCAAGGCUGCGUCCCAUGCCAUUGCAAUUCAUUCGGAUCGAAGUCGUUUGAUUGUGAUGAGAGCGGUCAGUGUCGCUGUCAGCCUGGUGUGACGGGACAGAAGUGUGACCGCUGCGCUCCCGGACACUUCAGCUUCCAGGAAGGCGGCUGCACACCAUGCCAGUGUGCCCAUGUGGGAAAUAACUGUGACGCUAACACAGGUCAGUGUAUCUGUCCACCCAACACCGUGGGAGAGAGAUGUGACAAAUGUGCGCCCAACCACUGGGGUCACGACAUCAGCAGCGGCUGUAAGUCAUGUGGUUGUAACGCGCUGGGGUCUGUAGCACAGCAAUGUAACGUGAACACAGGCUGCUGCAUGUGCCGUGAGCAGUUCAGGGGUGAGAAAUGUGACGAGUGUAAGCUGGGUUACAGAGACUUCCCACAAUGCAUUUCCUGCCAGUGCUCGGCGGCAGGCUCAUCACUGGACACCUGCGAUGCAGAGUCUGGUCUCUGCGCAUGUGCAGACAGAAGUGGGCAGUGCUCAUGCAAGGCUAACGUGGAGGGAGUGAAAUGUGACCGCUGUAAGGUGGGCUCGUUCAGCCUCAAUCACAGGAAUCCACUGGGCUGCAGUCAGUGCUACUGCUUCGGCUUGAGCAGCUCAUGUACAGAGGCCACGGGACUCAUCCGUAUGAGGCUGACUCUGAUGCCAGAACAGACCGUUCUUCCUCUUGUGGACAAAUCCAGUCAUCAGGAGAUCACAGCAGGUGUGAGCUUCCAGCAUCCUGACAUCAUCGCUAAUGCUGAUGUGGUCCAGCAGCAUCUGACUGAGCCGUACUACUGGAGAUUGCCAAAACAAUUCAAACGCUCCAUGAUAACAGCCUAUGGUGGGAAGCUGAAGUAUGCCAUCUAUUACGAGGCUCGUGAUGAGACGGGCCGCACCUCUUACGAGCCCCAGGUCAUCAUAAAGGGCGGACCCAACAAGGACAAGGUCAUGGUCCGCCACAUGCCAGCACUUCAGAUUGGCCAGCUGACCCGUCACGAGAUUGACAUAACAGAGCACGAAUGGAAACACAAGGAUGACAGGCCGAUGUCUCGUGAGGAUUUCAUGGACGUGCUGUUUCAUGUCGAAUAUAUCCUAAUAAAGGCCUCACAUGGCAGCGUCAUGAGACACAGCAGGAUUUCUGAGAUCACUUUGGAGGUGGCUGAGGUGGGGACGCCCUCAAAGGACAGUGAAAUCGCCCAUCAGAUUGAGAAAUGUGACUGUCCUCUGGGAUACGCCGGUCUCUCCUGUGAGGAAUGUGCAGCUGGGUUCUACAGGCUCUCUGUUCAUGCCGGUGGAGCCGCGUCCAGAGCGGGCUUUGGCACCUGUGUCCGGUGCCAGUGCAAUGGACACAGUGACUCAUGUGAUCCUGAAACAGCCGUCUGCCAGAAUUGUCAGCAUAACACAGUCGGCGAUAAGUGUGAGCAAUGUGCUGCAGGGUUUUACGGCGUCGUGCGCGGCUUUACCGACGACUGCAAACCCUGUGCUUGUCCGCUCCUCAACCCGGAGAACAACUUUAGUCCCACCUGUCAGACGGAGGGUUUUAAUGACUACCGCUGCACCGCCUGUCCUGAAGGCUACGAGGGAAUACACUGUGAAAGGUGCGCCCCUGGUUUCCAUGGUAACCCGAGUGUGUUGGGCGGCCGGUGCGAGGAGUGUAAGUGCGACGCUUACGGUGCAUUUCCCACAGCGUGUGACCCGCGCUCCGGACAGUGCCAGUGUCGUCCCGGAGCCAGCGGCCUGAAGUGUGACCAGUGCAUGGAGAGGCAUGUGUGUGGCCCUCAGGGCAUCGUGUCGUGUGACGACGACUGCGCGGGACUCUUGAUUCGUGACAUGGAUCGUCUGCUGCGUUUGAUUGGCAGCGUCAAUCUCACUCUGCCCCUCCCCCUGCCGUAUAAAGUGCUGUAUCGAUACGAGAACAUGACGGAGGAGCUGAAGCACAUGCUGUCCCCUCAGAGAGCCCCGGAGAGACUGCUGCAGCUGGCUGACAGUAACCUGGGCAGUCUGGUCACUGAGAUGGACGAACUGCUCAGCAGGGCAACUAAAGUGUCUGCUGAUGGACAGCAGACGGCAGCAGAUGCAGAGCGGAGCCGCAAAGGAGCCGAGGACCUGGAGCUUUACGUCAGGAACACACUGCUGGCUGCUGAAGCUUUACGGGACAAAGCACGUGAGCUGAACGCGACUCUGGGCUCGAGGGACGGGGCUCCUGAGAAGAGUGUGAACGAGAUGAACGAUGAAAUCCAAGCCAUGCUCGCAGAACUACGCAAACGCCAGCUCUCCGGCAAGAAAAACAUCGCUGACGAAGAAUUGGGUGCCGCAGAGGCUCUUUUGGCUAGAGUGAAGCGUUUGUUUGGAGAUCCACACCAGGCCACAGAGGACCUGAAGAAGGAGGUCAGUGAUAAAAUGGGCGAUUACAGGCAGAAACUGGACGAAGCUCAGGAUCUGCUGAGGGACGCGCACAACAAAACCAAGCAGGCCGAAGGACUGGCUGAUAACAACCAACUGAACCUCGAACGUCUGCAGGGAAAGAGGGAUGCGGCCGGUAAACAGAAAAAGGAAAUGGAGGGAAUUUUGGCGGAAGGAGAGAAGAUGCUGGAUGAAGCUAACGCUCUCUCAGACAGCAUCAACCAGGGCAAAGAGGAGCUGGAGGAGAUGGCCAGAGAGUUGGGUCCCCUGCACGAUAAGUUGGAUUUUAAGGUGGCACGUUUGGGUCGGGGUCUGGACGACUCCAUCCCUGAUCUGCUGCUGAGAGCGGAGGACCACGCCGGCCAGCUCAACGAUUCUGCUGCCAUACUCGACAGUAUUCUAGCUGAGGCAAAGAACCUGUCCUUCAACGCCACCGCUGCUUUCAAGGCUUACACCAACAUCAAGAACUACAUCGAUGAGGCUGAUAAGGUGGCCAAAGAGGCAAAGAAAGCCAGCAUUGAUGCUCUACAGCUGGCCUCAGGACCCAAAGGAUCUCUGAAAGACCAGGCCAAGGGUUCGGUUCAGAAGAGCCACCGCCUGUGGAACGAGGCCAAAGAACUGCACAAUGACGUGAAAGAAAAUGGAGAGAAUCUGGGUGCUCUUCAGUUCAGACUGAAAGGAGCCAACAAAAAGAACAAAGACUUACAGAAAGGCCUGAACGACACAAUGGAGAAACUCAACGCCAUCCCUGAUGAUCUGGCAGCGAAGAUCCAGGCCACUAAGCUGAAGGCGGCGGAGGCCAACGACACGGCCAUAGACGUGCUCCACCGCCUGAAGGACAUGAACCUCAACCUGAUGGGCCUGAAGAGGAACCACAGCAAACUGGAGGACGACGUCAAGACAGCCAACAACCUGAUCAAAGACCCGGAGAAAAACAUUCACGCGGCCGGAGCUAAAGUCAAGGAUGUGGAGAACGAGGCCGAUAGGUUGUUGGAGAAACUGAAGCCCAUUCAGGAGCUCCAGGACAACCUGAAGAAAAACAUCUCGCAGAUCAAAGAGCUCAUCAGCCAGGCUCGCAAACAGGCCAACUCUAUUAAGGUGUCUGUGUCAUCCGGUGGAAGCUGUAUCCGCACCUACCGGCCAGAGAUCAAGAAAGGCCGCUAUAACACCAUCAUCCUCCAUUUGAAGACCGUUGCUGCUGAUAACCUGCUCUUCUACCUCGGAUCGGCCAAAUACGUGGAUUUCUUGGCAGUGGAGAUGAGGAAGGGUAAGGUGAACUUCCUGUGGGAUGUGGGAUCAGGGGUCGGCCGUGUCGAAUAUCCCGAUCUCGUCAUCAACGAUGGAAACUGGCAUCGGAUCGAGGCCUCACGUAUCGGGCUGAACGGCAGUAUCUCGGUCCACGCGCUGGAGGGACCCAAAACAGGCAUCUUACCGACCCUCAGAAGUGCCAAAUCACCCGAGACCUACACCGUGCUGGAUGUGGACCAGAACGCUUACCUGUUUGUCGGCGGCAUGCUGGGCUCAGUGAAGAAAGCAGAUGCUGUGAAAACCACCACGUUCUCAGGCUGUAUGGGAGAGACAUCUCUAGAUGGAAAACCCAUCGGCCUCUGGAACUACAGAGAGAGAGACGGAGAUUGUGCUGGUUGUGUGGUCAGUCCUCAGCCGGCGGAUACUGAAGGCACGGUUCAGUUUGACGGAGAGGGAUACGCCGCCGUCAGCCGACCCACCCGAUGGAACCCAAACGUUUCCACGGUCAUGUUCAAGUUCCGCACGUUCUCCACAGACGCGCUCAUGAUGUACUUCACCACCAAGGACAUGAAAGACUUCAUGAGUGCAGAGCUGAGGGAUGGGAGGGUGAAAGUGAGUUAUGAUCUGGGCUCCGGCACCGGCUCCAUCAUCAGUGCCAAACGCUAUAAUGACGGCAAAUGGAAGUCGUUCACCAUGUCCCGCAUGAAGAAAGAAGCACAAAUAAGUGUCAUCUUUUGUUUUAGUUAGCAAUAACACCGGUGCAAGAUGGCGUCUCCAGGUGGAGCUACAGGCCUCAACCUGAGGGAGGAUGAGAGGAUGUAUUUUGGCGGUGUACCCAAGACUGGAAACUACAGGUCAGAGGUGGUUUUGAAGAGGUUCUCUGGCUGUAUGAAAGACAUUGAAGUUUCCCGAACGCCGUACAAUCUGCUGAGCAGCCCAGACUACACAGGACUGAUCAAAGGCUGCUCCAUUGAGAACCUGCACACCGUGAGCUUCUCCAGGCCCGGGUACAUGGAGCUGAAGCCUGUGUCAUUUGACGUGGGCUCAGAGAUCUCUCUCUCCUUCAGCACGAAGAGUGAAAACGGCAUCAUCCUGUUCGGCAGAGGAGGACUGACCUCUAUGACGCAGCUGACGCAGGGCCUGACGCCUGUCCACAUCCCACGCCGCUCGCGCAGACAGACCGGAGAGCCCUUCCUGUCUGUGCAGCUGAAUAAAGGGGCUCUGGAGGUGCUGGUGUUCACAGGCAGCAAGAGUCCACGCAGAGCUUUCAGAAAAGCGGAUAAGGGAAUACUGCAUGAUGGGAGAGAGCACUCACUGCGCAUCCAGAGACUCGCGGGAGCAUUAUUCACUGUGCAGGUGGAUGAAGAACCACUCUUCCAGCAGCCAUUACCCAACGAUCAUCCUCUGAGCAUCCAUCGGCUCUUCAUCGGAGGCAUCCCGGCAGACAUAGAAACAGGUGUACAGCGGCCCAACGUGCCGUUUGAGGGCUGCAUCUGGAACCUUCUCAUCAACACAGUGCCCAUGGAUUUCUCUCAGCCCGUGGCCUUUGAGAACGCAGAGAUUGGGCAGUGUCCUGACCUGGCCCCGCCUCCACCCCCGCCCGAGACCCCUGAGGAGGAGGAGGAGGAGGACGAAGAGGAAGAGGCUCCAGCCAAACCAGCGCUCAUCCCUACAGAAGCAGCUCGGCCUCCACCACCAGCCUCCACUGCCACGCCCCUCACAGAGGCCACGCCCAUCCCAGACACGCCCACCAGUGUCAAAGAAGUCGCGGUGUCGUGCGCAGCAGAGGCGGAGCCUGUCGUGCUGGAACUGGCCAAACAGUUCGGUCUCUCCAGAAACAGUCACAUGGCCUUUGAGUUUGAUGACAGAAAGGUGAAGAACAGGCUGAUCAUUGAGUUCGAGAUACGCACAGAAGCAGACUCUGGGCUGGUGUUCUACAUGGCCAGGAUAAACCACGCUGACUUCGCCACCAUCCAGCUGAAGGAGGGAAUGGCUCACCUGAGCUACGAUCUGGGCAGUGGCAACACCUCCGUCAGCGUGCCGCGCAUCAUCAACGACGGGCAGUGGCACAAGAUCCGUGUGACGAGAGAGAAGCAGAGAGGUUUUCUCGUGAUUGACGGCCGUUACUCCAAACACACCACCAGCCCAAAGAAAGCUGAUAUUCUGGAUGUGGUGGGAAUGUUGUAUGUGGGAGGUUUACCGCUCAACUACACCACCAAACGCAUCGGUCCAGUGCUGUACAGUAUCGAUGCCUGCAUUAGGAACUUCAAGAUGAUGAAUCUGCUGCUGGACAUGGAGAAACCCACAUCCAGCUACCGCGUGGGCUCCUGCUUCGCCAACCCAGAAAAAGGAACUUAUUUUGAUGGCACAGGCUAUGCUAAAGCUGUGGACACAUAUCGAGUGGGUAAUGACGUGUCCGUGGAUCUGGAGUUCAGGACGUCACAGAGCAGCGGCGUUCUGUUAGGCAUCAGUAGCCAGAAGAUGGACGGACUGGGCAUUGAACUUGUCAACGGAAAGUUUUUAUUCCAUGCUGAUAAUGGAGUGGGACGCUUCACAGCCGUAUAUGAGACAGAUCCGGAGGAGGGGCUUUGUGAUGGACAGUGGCACACUGUCUCCGCCCACAAGCUGAAGCACCGCCUGGAGCUCGUCGUGGAUGGCAAGAAGUCUGAGGCAGCGAGUCCAGACGUCCGCUCUGCCUCCGCCGAUACCAAUGACCCUGUGUAUGUGGGCGGAUACCCCGAGGGUCUGAAGCAGUUUGGACUCACUAUAAACACACCGUUUAAAGGCUGCAUGAGAAAUGUGAAGAUCACUAAAGCUGGGAAGACUCUGGAGGUGCAGAUGAACAAAGUCCUGGAGCUCAGAGGAGUUCAACCUCUCACCUGCCCUGCUAGUUAAACGCACACGCUCUCACCUGCCCUGCUAGUUAAACGCACACGCUCUCACCUGCCCUGCUAGUUAAACGCACACGCUCUCACCUGCCCUGCUAGUUAAACGCAGACGCUCUCACUUGCCCUGCUAGUUAAACACACACGCUCUCACCUGCCCUGCUAGUUAAACGCAGACGCUCUCACUUGCCCUGCUAGUUAAACACACACGCUCUCACCUGCCCUGCUAGUUAAACGCAGACGCUCUCACUUGCCCUGCUAGUUAAACACACACGCUCUCACCUGCCCUGCUAGUUAAACGCAGACGCUCUCACUUGCCCUGCUAGUUAAACACACACGCUCUCAC
Molecule: messenger RNA, 8439 nt
Organism: Sinocyclocheilus rhinocerous
Lineage: Eukaryota; Metazoa; Chordata; Actinopteri; Cypriniformes; Cyprinidae
Product: laminin subunit alpha-2
Exons: 58
Biological process (GO): regulation of cell migration; regulation of cell adhesion; cell adhesion
Molecular function (GO): signaling receptor binding
Source: RefSeq, a predicted model, not a curated record